AAUUUUCAUGAAGAUCUCAUGAAAUAUAUGGCCUCUAGAGAGGUCACAAGGUUUUUCUAUUUUUAGACCUACUGACCUAGUUUUUGAAGGCACGUGACCCAGUUUCGAACUUGACCUAGAAAUCAUCAAGGUGAACAUUCUGACCAAUUUUCAUGAAGAUCUUGUGAAAUAUAUGGCCUCUAGAGAGGUCACAAGGUUUUUCUAUUUUUAGACCUACUGACCUAGUUUUUGAAGGCACGUGACCCAGUUUCAAACUUGACCUAGAUAUCAUCAAGGUGAACAUUCUGACCAACUUUCAUAAAGAUCCAAUGAAAAUUGUGACCUCUAGAGUGGUCACAAGCAAAAGUUUACGGACGGACGGACGGACGCACGCACGGACAGACGGACGACGGACACCGGGCGAUCACAAAAGCUCACCUUGUCACUUUGUGACAGGUGAGCUAAAAAAGCUGCAAUUCAUGAAAAACACUGUUACAGGUUACGUGGAAUGUCAAAUUCUAUAAUUCAGCUUCAGUUCUUUAUAUAUCGGGAAAUCCCUGAAUUUUAUUAUUAAGAAGUUUUGCUACAGAUGUAAGAAUUCAUUUUAAAGGAUGUUACAAUAGUUCAAAAUGGCAGAAACAAACAUUUGUUUCUGUGCAGCCUAUUCAGAUACAUAUUUUUUUGAAAAAGGAAGUUUCAUUACCAAAACUACCUGACUAUAACAAGGAUUUUAAGAUAUAGAGAAACUACGGUAUGUGUAUGACUCAAGAGGUAUUAACAAGGCAUGUGUAAUGAACAACUCAACAAUCUUUGGAUUUCCAUAACUGUUUCUAGCCACAGAUGAAGUGUCUUCUGGUCUUCACCACAUUUCAUUCUAGGUAAUAAUAAACACUCUGGAUUAUAAAGGAUGACUUUACUGUAAAGAAGUUCUCCUCCCAGAAAUGUCAUGAUGAAACAUCUACAUGCCUAAUUACAGCCGAGAUUAUACCAUUAACAAACUUUGGGACAGCAAACAGAAAAGUGAUUGCUAAACUAACUUUCAGCGAAGCCUACAAAACUUAAAGUGAAUUCAAGAAGAUCAACAAACUACAAGCUGAAAGUCGAGCUUCACCCUGAAAACCAUUCUGGAAAUAUAAUGGCACACAACAACCAGAUUACGUAUCAGUUCAGACCUGAAACCGCUAAUACAGGUAUUAUAGUGGUAUGUAAUGGAAAAGUUAGAAGUUGCCACAAUCAACAAUAAAUUUCUCUCAAGCUUGUACUCUAAACCUGUAGCUGAAGCAUCAUGGUAAAGGACCGUCUUGCAGAGUUACAGGCGAAACAUGCAGAAUUUUGCCAGGCCGAUGAAAAGACGGAAAUAGAUAAAAGUGUCGCUCACUUCUCAAAUUUGGAAAUUCAACUAGAUUUGUGUCUUCACAAGGUGACACAAAUUAGCAAGAAAAUAAGAGCAGUUAAUAAUGAUGUAGAACAAAUGAAAGCACUGCAGAAAGACAUCCUAUCAAAUCCUUUAGAGGAUCAUAAAGAGGUAAUAAGACUCGAGAAAACAUCGGAUCAAAUAUUUAAUGCUGCCUCAACAGUUCAGAAAGAAAUAACUCAGUAUAGACAAGAAGUGGUUGAAAUGCUGAUGCACAAAUCACAUGAAAAAUUAAUCAAGAAUCACCUGAACAAAUUAGAAGUUGACCUAACCAAAGCCAGAAAUAAUUUCCGAGCAGCACAAGUUGAGUAUAUUGAAAAAACACAAAAAUUACACCAGAGGGAGUACAACAUAAUGACAGGACAUGAUGAUCAUGAUGACCCUGAUGAUCCAGAUAAAAUACACACACCCUUACCUGCUGAAUUUCUUGGAAAUUAUUUUGUCGAAGCUGAGAGGAUCAAAAUGGAGCUGCGUGAAAUCAAAGCGCGUGACACACAGAUAAAGAAAAUUGAAGAAAGUGUGACAGAAGUAAACCAACUGUUUAAGGAAGUUAAUGCAUUACUGAUGGAACAAGGGGAGAAGCUUGAUACAAUUGAAAAAUGUGUUGAAAACAGCGUGAAUUAUGUUCAGGAAGCGAAUAUACAACUGAAGCAGGCAAGCAAAUAUCAGGACACUGCUCGAAGGCGAAAGAUAUGUUGCAUUGGCUUCUUAGUCGCCAUACUAGCUACUGUAGGUAUUGUAAUUGCCAUAGUGAUAAUGUUACAGAAUGAUGAAAGUGAAAUGUAGUUUUAUUCAUUAGUAAAUUAUUAACAGUUUAAACCUUUUUAUUUCACAUCAUUGCAAAUGAAGUAAGAAUAAUUUAUGCUAAAAAGAAAUUGCUAUUUAUAAGUUUAUUUUAAACCUAUUUAUUUCAAACAACUGUCAAUGGCUUAAUGGCUGUAACUGUAGUCCUUGUUGCCGCGGUUAUUAUGUUCCGUUACGAUGGAGGUGACAUACAUAAACAAUAAAUUGAAUUUUUUCAUUCCGGAUAACUGAAGAUGAAAUAUAAGCUUGUGUCAACUACACUCACGGACUCAAUGCUAGACUUCUGACCACCCAUUGUAUCUAAGUGUGGAAUUGUGAAAACUAACAAACAUUAAUUUCAUUGUUACCAAUAUAUUAAGAAGGGCUACUUUAAAUUAUAUUUGAGUAUUCUUACGAGUGCAGAUUUAUCAGUAAAAUAAAACACUGUAGGCAGGGAAUUCAGUGUAUGCUGUAUAUUGUGAAUUUAGUAUUAUUUGUGGGACAGUAAUAUUGUAUAUCUGUGAUAGAGAAAAUAGGAAAGUAAACAUUAGAAAGCUAUUUGCUCGUGCACUGAGUUACAGUGAAAUUUUUCAACACAUGUUCAUUUGAACCAAGUUUUAAGGUAGGAUGUAGAAAUGACACUUAAAAAUGAUGACAAGUCUGAAAAUAAGUGUUAUAUAUUGGCAAACUGAUUUUCUCCACUAUUUUCAAAACAACAUUCAUAAUUUAUCAGCCCUGGUCACCUUUUGUCAUAAUCACAUGUCUCAUUUAACAGGCCAAUUGUGCAAUAAAAUAGAUUAACAUCAUGAGUAUUUAACAAUUUUGAUGAACUUGACAUAAUGUUAUGGUCUCAAGACCUUGAUCUUUAAGUCAAAGUCACUACUAAAGUUGAGGGUCUAAAAAUAUGUUACUUAUUAUUAUGAUAAUAAUUGUCUCAGUUUUGUAAAAUUUUGUUUUGCUAUUGACAAUAUUAAUAUAUAAAACUUUUGUUCAUUUAUCGUAACAAAUUCUUUUUUUAAAAAUCUGUUCAUUCACCAAAUUUCACAAGGGACUUAUUUUAGCAUCAUUCACUAUCUAAUAUUCACGAAAGUGCUAUUACUGAAAGAAAACCAGACCAAUUUUGCAAAAAAUUCUAUCUCAUGCAAUAUUGUUAACUCAUUAAUAUUCAUGAGGGACUAAUUUUCAUGGUUUCUGUGGUUGCUUCAGUCCAUGAAAUUAAUUUCUGAAGAAUCAGCAAUUUUUUUGCUUGAUUCUAUUUUUAACUAGAAUGUUUCUGUAGGACACGGGGUGUGCCCCCACUGGUACAUUUGUCACAAAUAAGGGGCAAUAAUUCAAAUGUUUGCAGUCUUAAGCGGGUAUAGCCUCAACAAAAAUUUUAUAUAAAGGUUUCAUUAUUCAAGGCCAUAUACUUUUUGAGUUAUGAGCAUCACAAACAAAAAAUCCACUAUUUUGGAUAUUUCAAGGGCCGUAACUCUGUAAUUUGCGAUAUAAUCUCAAGAACAAAGCCAAGUUUGCAAGAUCACAUCAUGAUAAAGACUCAUGCAAGGUUUCAUGAAUUUACAUCAAAUACUUUUUGAGCUUGGUGUGUCACAAGGUGAAAAUGUGCAUUUUUAACUAUUUCAGGGGCCAUAACUCUGGAAAUAGGGGGCGAAGCCAGAUGAAAAAUAGGAGGUGUGCAAGUUCAUAUCAUGAUUAAGACUCAUGCAACAUGCAAGGAUUCAUCAAUUUAUAUCAAAUACUUUUUGAGCUAUGCGCAUCACAAGGUGAAAAUGUGCAUUUUUGACUAUUUCAGGGGCCAUAACUCUGGAAAUAGGAGGUGGAGCCAGACAAAAAAUAGGUGCGCAUGUUCAUAAUUAUCAUGAUAAAGAGUCGUGCAAGGUUUCAUCAAUUUAUAUCAAAUACCUUUUGAGCUAGGCCCGUCACAAACUUUUUUCAGAUGGACGGACAGACAGGACCAAAUCUAUAUGCCCCCUCCACUGAGUGGUGGGAGCACAAAAAUUUGAAAUCCAAAAUUUUUUUGUCCACAAAAUUAAUAACUUUAAAGUAAGUAAAAUUUAAAAAUAAGUGGUUUUAUCCUUGCAAAACUAUCUGAAUUCACAGUAACUCUACUAUACUGAACAGCAAAAGAAACUAUCCAGUUUUAUGACUGGGAUAUUUUUUAUUUAAAAACUUAAUUUAUAAAUCACUUGUGUUUUUCAUAUCACAUUACACUUGAAGAACUUCACGUGUAAAUUUUUAAAACAAUCAGUCAACAGUGAAGUCAGUAGUCCCACAAUAGCCGUUUUGCACGAAAUUUAUGUGAGCCUGUAAUUAACAAUUUUCUUUGUGAAAUUUUAAUGUCACUGGAAAUAUUGAUAAUUGGCUAACUCGAAAAACAGCAAAAAGUUUAAAAAAUAUUGUUGGUUGCACCGCAUGACUGAAUCAAAUUUAGCGCGAGUCCCCAAUUGGGAUGUUACAAUGCAACUGACGCAUAGAAGAUAUAGUCUUUCAAACGUCUAUUGUGGGACAACAGACUUCAUUGUUGAUUGAUUUUUAAAAAUUUAUCACGUGAAGAUCUUCAAGUGUAAUUUUGGUAUGAAGAAACAAUUCAAAUUUGAAAAAUUAAUUUUUUAUUUCGAAAUAUACCAGGUAUACAUCUGGAUAGUUUCUUUUGCUUUCAGUAUAUUAACAGACUGACUACAAAACUACAUUAAAACAUCCAUCACUCGAGGUCACAAGGGGAUGAGAAAAAUGCUCUAGUUAUCCUUGGUUUUGAGUGAUUCAUACAUAGAAAAUAUAAGAAAAUAGCAAUGUAUCACUUAAAUUACUGUGGCUAGCUUGGGUCCUCAAGCCAUUAAUGCCCAACUGAACAGUAUUUCACAAUAACACCAGUCUUACAACCAUAUCCUGACUGAGUUGAAACUUUUAAACUAUACAUAUUGGUUUAGUAAAUUGAUGGCAUCAUUUCCAGAAAAUAUUAUUAUCUUUACAAAAUGGUACAAAAUUUGUUGUUUUGUUUAUACAUUAUUUUUAAAAGUACCUUAACCUUUUUGAAACUUACUGGUAUAAAUAGCAUUUGUGACUAGCAAUUAAUUUACUGAAAAGGCAUUACUAUUGCUUGGUUGUUUGUCAUUAGCAAUAUCACUUUUCAUGUCAUUUAAAAUAUACUAUAAAUUAUGUGUAUUUGUCUAUAUAUCUAUAAAAGCAACCUUUUUGGUCACAUGGUUUAUUUCUUACUUUUAUAUUAUAACCUUUGCUCAAAAUAUAUAUGACAGCUUCAUAAUGACUUCCCCCAUAAUCACAUUUUUCAAACCAGUUGUUUCAAUAUUUAUCAUAGUAUGUUGUGCUUGUUGUAUUUUUAAAAAAUAAAAACUACAUAGAAUUUCUAGCUUUAAUUGUUUUGUAUUGAUAUCAACAGAUAAUUUAUUAACAAGAAUGUAUCUAAAAGUUUGAAAUAAAAUAAU
Mercenaria mercenaria is the source of this 5619-nucleotide messenger RNA. Its product is annotated as syntaxin-1A-like. Gene Ontology annotation, cellular component: membrane; SNARE complex; endomembrane system. Gene Ontology annotation, biological process: vesicle-mediated transport; intracellular protein transport; vesicle fusion. Gene Ontology annotation, molecular function: SNARE binding; SNAP receptor activity. The coding region runs from base 1265 to 2179 and encodes 304 amino acids. The transcript is spliced from 2 exons. Lineage: Eukaryota; Metazoa; Mollusca; Bivalvia; Venerida; Veneridae. The record is from RefSeq and is a predicted model, not a curated record.